GGCUCCGCCCUCAAAUCGCUCACUUUUCCUCCCGCUUGCGGCGCGCAGACCGACGGCGGAGGCAAACGUCCAGGAGCGCAGCCGGCGGGGAGCCGGGAGCCGGGACGCAGGAGAGAGGCGCGCGGGCGGGGAGCAGGGACGCAGGGAGCGUCCCAAGAACCAGUGAGGAGGACUCGGGAUCCUGCUGGCCAUGCUGACCUCUGCACGCUCCCUGCUUGGUCCCAUGAUGCUCUGGGCCCUCCUGCUCCUGCCCUCCUCCCUGAGUGUUCAUAGACGUGGAUGGGACAACCCCAGUUGCACCAGUGGCGUGGUCUCUGUGCCCAGGGGUGAGCGUGCUGAGAUGGCCUGCAACAUAUCCAACCCCUUCUACCUCAUCACCAUCUGCCUGGUUGUCCCCGGGAAGGAGUGUCGGUUCAUCUUCAAAGAUGUAGCCCAGGGAAACGUCUCCCGGGAUGGGUGGCAGCUCCGAGUUCAAGGAUGCACGGCGCAGCUGGUGACGGAGAAAGCCCAGGACACCCAGGCGGGGCAGUACAAGUGGGAGAUGGUUGGACACCAAAGAAGUGUUAGCUUUACCACCCUGAACAUUUCAGAGCCACCGGAUCUACCUUUCACGCCGUUCUUCUCCAGAGCUACAAGCCCAGAGAUGACAUUCUCCCAGCCCGAAGCCAUCCCCCAGCACCAGAGGCGGACUCCCAUGGGCCCCAUCCUCCUCCUCCUCAUCCUCUCCGUCCUGGGGCUCGGCCUUGUUUUGGCCUGGUUCAGAAGGCGCCAUUCCGCCAGGACCCAGCAGCUCCUGCAGGAGCCAGUUCUGAGCUGAGGCUGGGCGCCCAUCAGGAGGGUGAUGAAGCCCAUCUGGCAUCCGGAAUCCAGCCCCAGGAUCCCCACCCCGACCAGCGCUGCCUGCACAGGGUGGGCACACUCUCCCCCGUUGGGCUGGCAGGUACCCAAGGUGGCAGAAGGAAGCGGGACCCUGUCCCUGUCUGCUGGAAGGAGACCGCUGUGCUGGGGGGCUCCUCUGUGUCCUACACAAAGGUCAGGGACGGUGGCCUCACCCAGAAAGGCUGCAGUGUCCUGGCCGUAUCCCAGCCACUCACACCCGAGACCCGGGACAGGCCCUCGCCCACCUCAGUGUCCACUGUGCGUCUGUCUCUCUCUGUCUGCUCCCUCUCCUUGCCGCCCAAAAUGUGAAAAUCCCGUUUCAAAACACUUGACCUGGGCCCCCCCUCCCCGCCCCCUGGUGGCUCAGGCAGUUGGAGCUCCGUGCUCCUAACUCCAAAGGCUGCCGGUUGGAUUCCCACAUGGGCCAGUGGGCUCUCAACCACAAGGUUGCCAGUUUA
This is a messenger RNA of Rhinolophus ferrumequinum (greater horseshoe bat), 1337 nucleotides long. RefSeq names its product secreted and transmembrane 1 (gene SECTM1). Gene Ontology annotation, molecular function: cytokine activity. Gene Ontology annotation, biological process: immune response. The record is from RefSeq and is a predicted model, not a curated record. The transcript has 6 exons. NCBI's taxonomy places the organism in Eukaryota, Metazoa, Chordata, Mammalia, Chiroptera, Rhinolophidae. Bases 191 to 817 code for a protein of 208 amino acids.